GGCCCGUCGGGAUACGUGAUCUGUUUUAAACCCAAACCCAAAGCCCUGGUUCUCUCUCUCAUGAAAUACCGAAAUCAAGUCUCGAGCAGAAAUUUGAUAGAAUUCGCUGCUUCUCGAAAAUCACACGAUGGAUCCAAAAUCGCUGGAGCUUGCAACUCCUCUCCAAAUUCUCCCGCCCGUGGAAUUUUGCUGCGCCUAUGGAUCCUCUCUCCUCUCCAACAACAAUGACAAGACUUCAAUGGUGGAUUACAUAUUAGGGGUUCUUGAUCCUAUCGAAUGGCACUCCAAAAAUUUGGAAAGGAACAGGCACCAUUACUCAAAGUUUAUGGCAGGUCUCGGCCCCAAAGCGCUUGCAUGGGUGGCGAACAGGAUUGGUGCAGGGGUGCAUUUCAAUCCAUUUGUUGAAUGGAAAAACAAGGAGAUAAAGUAUGGAGUAGUAGGGGUACAAGAUUUGGCACGAGAAGUAUUGACGUGGGACAAGUUCUUCCUGUGUGGUCGUCUGCAAAAACCUGUUCAUGUCCUUGUUGAUAACUGGGACAUAAGAAAGGCGAACUUAGUUAACUUAAAAUCAGCAACUUCUGCUGCUCUCCUCCUUUUGCCACCUGAAUUUAGUGAGGAAGAUUUAUACGCUAAGAUAUGCAGUCUAUCGUACACGGGUGAUUUACGCAUGCUUUUUGCGGAGGACAAAAAUAAGGUCAAUAAGAUUGUUCGAGGAAGUUUUGAGUCAUUUCGUUCAAUGUAUAGUCCCAUGUUACAAGAGUAUGCAGUUGAGGGGUUGCUUCGAUCCCAUGCUUUAAGUGCUAACCAAAAAUCGUUUAAGCAGGACUAUAGUUUGUCAGCAACGAGCUCGCUCUUCUCUACUGUUAUUUGCACAACUCAAAACCAGAUGGCGCCAAAACUGCAGUUAAACAAAGAAUCAGUAAAAAUGGGCAGUGUAACGUCUCAAAUUCUUGUCUCCUCUAGAGAAGAGGCUGCUAAUUUUGUUCGCAAAGCUUUGAGGCGAAAAGUUAUGGUCUCAAGUACAAGGCAGGCAGUGUCUGGGUUUCUCGCUGCUGGUGGAGCUACUGCUGCUCGAUAUGUUGCGAGGAAGAUAUCAAAAGCCUGGAAAUCUAGAACAUCAUGAGAUAGAAACCUUUUUCUUGUAGUAUAUACUUGUGCUGUUAUCAAUUUUGGUCGAGAUGCAGAAUAAUGUCGACAAAUCAUAGAUUGUGAUCUAUAUGUAAUGUACUAAAAUUGUUUGAUGGCAGUAGUUUAUGUAGGCUUUAGGAGGAUUUGUGAUACCUUCCUCAAAUUGACAGUUGGCAUUGAGAACC
Messenger RNA from Asparagus officinalis (garden asparagus), 1313 nucleotides. Its product is annotated as phosphatidate cytidylyltransferase, mitochondrial. The coding region runs from base 128 to 1123 and encodes 331 amino acids. NCBI's taxonomy places the organism in Eukaryota, Viridiplantae, Streptophyta, Magnoliopsida, Asparagales, Asparagaceae. Gene Ontology annotation, molecular function: phosphatidate cytidylyltransferase activity. The transcript is spliced from 10 exons. Gene Ontology annotation, cellular component: mitochondrion. Gene Ontology annotation, biological process: cardiolipin biosynthetic process; CDP-diacylglycerol biosynthetic process. The record is from RefSeq and is a predicted model, not a curated record.